Sarcophilus harrisii (Tasmanian devil) is the source of this 1264-nucleotide messenger RNA. RefSeq names its product eukaryotic translation initiation factor 6 (gene EIF6). Gene Ontology annotation, molecular function: ribosomal large subunit binding. Lineage: Eukaryota; Metazoa; Chordata; Mammalia; Dasyuromorphia; Dasyuridae. The transcript has 7 exons. Bases 216 to 953 code for a protein of 245 amino acids. Gene Ontology annotation, cellular component: nucleolus; cytosol; preribosome, large subunit precursor. The record is from RefSeq and is a predicted model, not a curated record. Gene Ontology annotation, biological process: maturation of 5.8S rRNA; maturation of LSU-rRNA; ribosomal subunit export from nucleus.
UGACCCCGCGGAUUGGAGUAGGGACCGGCUGCUGAGCACCCGAGGCCCCGCCCUCCCUCCGGCCGCCCGCGGAAGAUUGGGGAUUACCGGCGGUGCCGGAGACCCCGGCUGUUGCGGCUCCAUAGGGGCCUUCCUUCCGGAAGUCUCUUUACUUCAGGAGCGGAAACGGAAGCGAAUUACGGGAGGGCCUCGUGCGGUAGCUUCUGCCCGGCCUCAUGGCGGUCCGAGCCUCCUUCGAGAACAACUGCGAAAUCGGCUGUUUCGCCAAGCUCACCAACACCUACUGCCUGGUGGCCAUCGGCGGCUCGGAAAACUUCUACAGCGUGUUUGAGGGCGAGCUUUCGGAGACCAUCCCCGUGGUCCACGCUUCCAUCGCCGGCUGCAGGAUCAUCGGUCGCAUGUGUGUGGGAAACCGACAUGGCCUUCUUGUGCCCAACAAUACUACAGACCAGGAACUACAGCAUAUCCGAAACAGUCUCCCUGACUCAGUGCAGAUUCGACGGGUAGAGGAGCGACUCUCAGCACUGGGCAAUGUUACCACCUGUAAUGACUACGUAGCUCUUGUUCACCCCGACCUAGACAGGGAGACAGAAGAAAUUCUAGCUGAUGUACUCAAGGUUGAAGUCUUCAGACAGACAGUAGCUGACCAAGUGCUAGUGGGAAGCUACUGUGUUUUCAGCAAUCAGGGAGGGCUAGUGCACCCAAAGACUUCUAUUGAGGACCAAGAUGAAUUGUCCUCUCUUCUCCAGGUUCCGCUGGUGGCUGGUACUGUGAACCGAGGAAGUGAGGUGAUUGCAGCUGGAAUGGUGGUCAACGACUGGUGUGCCUUCUGUGGGCUGGACACAACUAGCACAGAACUAUCAGUGGUAGAGAGCGUCUUCAAGCUUAAUGAAGCCCAACCUAGCACCAUUGCCACCAGCAUGCGAGAUUCCCUCAUUGACAGUUUAACCUGAGUGGGUACCUAUUACCCCUGCUGCUUGGCCUCUUGAAUAAGGAUUUUGGUUCCUGAUACAGCUCCAGUAUGGUGUGAGGCCCUGCAGAGAGAGUCUUAGCAUCUACGCUUUGGGGCCUGGACCAUAGGUGGUGGGAGUAUAACAAAGCUUCCAAGACUGAUGCUGAUGAUCUGUAGCUUCAUUUUUACUGUUUUAAAAAAAAAAAAAAAAAAAGAGCCCUUAAAUGAAUUCACCUUGGCUUUUUGACCUCCACUGUCCUUGUGCCCCAUUUCAUCAUUAAAAGGCACUUGGGCCCCUUGUUCUAUACUUUU